Molecule: messenger RNA, 1616 nt
Organism: Bolinopsis microptera
Lineage: Eukaryota; Metazoa; Ctenophora; Tentaculata; Lobata; Bolinopsidae
Product: dual specificity protein kinase CLK2-like
Exons: 9
Coding region: 28-1248 (406 amino acids)
Biological process (GO): protein phosphorylation; regulation of RNA splicing
Cellular component (GO): nucleus
Molecular function (GO): protein serine/threonine kinase activity; ATP binding
Source: RefSeq, a predicted model, not a curated record
CUUGACUAACCGGUAUUUCUUUUAGUAAUGAUAAGCGCUAUGAACAGCCAAUACUUGCAUGAAUACGAUUCUGAUAGAUACAAGAGGAAGCACAGGAAGCAGGAGAAGAAUUCAUCCUCCAGCAGAAAGAGACGGAGGUCCACAUCUCCGCGGAGAUCUUCAAAGAGGACAUCUCGUGAUCAUGACAAACACCGAAAUAAGAGAAGAAGUAAAUCGCCAAGAGAGGUUGAUUCAGAGGGACAUUUGAAAUUCAGGAAUGGUGACUGCAUUGGAGGCAAAUACGAAAUUGUUGAAAACUUAGGCGAGGGGACUUUCGGCAAAGUAGUCAAGUGUGUUAAGAGAGGUCACAAAACGGCUGUCGCGGUUAAGAUCGUGAAAGGUAUCGAUAGAUAUACCGAUGCUGCUAAAAUUGAAGUUAAGAUCUUGCAGAAAUUACGGGAUCACGAUCCUUAUGAUGAGAGUGGGUGUAUACACAUGCUUGAUUGGUUCGAACAUCAUCGACACAUUUGUAUCGUGUUCCAACUCAUGGGACUAUCAGUUUAUGACCAUAUGAAACAGAGUGGAUACAAACCUUUCAAUGUAGAUGCUGUCAGAGCAAUGUCUUACCAACUCCUCAGAUCCACCCGCUUUAUGCACGACAUGAAGCUGACACACACUGACUUGAAACCAGAGAAUAUGUUGUUCAAAUACAAACUUCUACCGAGCAUUGAACCUAAUGACGGUCAGGAGGCAGACAUUUCUCUUAUCGACUUCGGAUCUGCAACUUUCGAACAUGAGCAUCACUCUGGUACAGUAUCGACAAGACACUACCGAGCUCCUGAAGUAAUCUUAGAACACCAAUGGUCGCACGCAUGUGACCUCUGGAGCAUUGGGUGCAUUAUGUUCGAAUUGCUGACAGGAGUAACAAUGUUCCAGACUCACAGCAACUUUGAGCACCUCUGUAUGAUGCAGCACAUUCUGGGACCGAUCCCUAAGUGCCUUCUUGAAGGAAGCAAGAAACUCAAAUACUUCAACGAUUCUUCCCUCGUUAAUUUGGAUUGGAGUUCAGGAGAAGGACAGUACAUUAUCAGCAAUUGCAAACCUCUCAGAUACUACCAGCGGGAGUACUCCACAGAGCUGCAGCAAAUAUUCAACCUGAUGGAAGGGCUGCUCCAGUACGAUCCGAAGGAACGUCUAACGUGCUCCCAAGCUCUCAGACACCCCUUCUUCGACCAAUACAUUCUCAAGAGACGGAACAGUCCAAACUGAAGGAACGAAUAAGAACAUAAAAUCUUCUUGAUGCAGUGUAAACGUUACUGAGUCCACUUGACAGCAGACAAAGAAAACUGAGCUGGCUCAAAUGACUCCGAAUUGCAAUGUUGCUGUUGACAACAUAGGUUGUGACGAUGAAUAAAACAUUUUUGUGAUAAUUUGACAAGUCUGACAUCACGCGGAAGUUUCUUAAUUCAUUGUAUGACUCACCUUUUCUACAAUUUUCAAUUUUAAUGCUUCCUUGUUUUUUGCUUAACUUCCGACUGAACUUCUCAGAUUAAUGGGAGUGUAAAUAGUUAAUAUUGUCCCUGAUAUUAAUAACAUUUCUAACGUAAAUCAAUAUUGAUUUAACUUCUAAGUUAUAA